Messenger RNA from Tribolium madens (black flour beetle), 2686 nucleotides. It is a transcript of the gene RtcB, whose product is annotated as RNA-splicing ligase RtcB homolog. Gene Ontology annotation, cellular component: nucleus; tRNA-splicing ligase complex. The record is from RefSeq and is a predicted model, not a curated record. The coding region runs from base 83 to 1603 and encodes 506 amino acids. NCBI's taxonomy places the organism in Eukaryota, Metazoa, Arthropoda, Insecta, Coleoptera, Tenebrionidae. Gene Ontology annotation, biological process: tRNA splicing, via endonucleolytic cleavage and ligation. The transcript is spliced from 4 exons. Gene Ontology annotation, molecular function: RNA ligase (ATP) activity.
GACAACUAUUCUGUAGUUGUCAACCUCAAAAAACCGGUGUUUGGUGUUUUGAGAAUCGCUAAUUUCUUCAAAAAGUGUGAAAAUGGUGGUGCGGCAAUACAACCAGGAACUAGAAUACCUUGAGAAGAUUUCUCCUUACUGCUGGAGGAUUAAGAAGGGUUUCCAGCCUAAUAUGAACGUGGAGGGUGUCUUUUACGUCAACCAAACCCUCGAGAAACUCAUGUUGGAAGAAUUGCGUAAUGCUUGUCGUCCCGGGAUGGCGGGGGGCUUUCUGCCGGGAGUUAAACAAAUUGCAAACGUUGCUGCCCUACCCGGCAUUGUCGGAAAGUCUGUCGGUCUCCCAGAUGUCCACUCUGGAUACGGCUUUGCUAUAGGAAAUAUGGCAGCUUUUGAUGUAGAUAACCCUGAGUCUAUAGUGUCUCCAGGGGGCGUCGGUUUUGAUAUUAAUUGUGGUGUACGCUUACUACGCACGAAUCUCUUUGAAAAAGACGUUCUACCGGUUAAAGAACAACUGGCCCAGAGCUUGUUUGAUCACAUUCCCGUGGGGGUGGGUUCUAAGGGGAUUAUUCCAAUGAAUGCCAAGGACUUGGAGGAGGCUUUGGAGAUGGGGAUGGACUGGUCGUUACGUGAAGGGUACAUCUGGGCUGAAGACAAGGAACAUUGUGAGGAGUAUGGCCGGAUGCUCAAUGCGGAUCCGUCUAAAGUGAGCAUGAGGGCCAAAAAACGGGGCCUUCCACAGCUUGGCACUCUUGGGGCCGGCAACCACUACGCCGAGAUACAAGUCGUGGACGAGAUUUACGAUAAAUGGGCGGCUUGUAAAAUGGGCAUCGAAGAAAAAGGCCAAGUUUGUGUCAUGAUACACUCCGGUAGUCGCGGAUUCGGCCACCAAGUCGCCACCGAUGCCUUAGUCCAGAUGGAGAAAGCCAUGAAACGUGACAAAAUCGAAACAAAUGACCGUCAACUCGCCUGCGCUCGGAUUGGCUCUCAAGAAGGCCAAGACUACUUGAAAUCCAUGGCGGCUGCAGCGAAUUUCGCGUGGGUCAACCGCAGUUCCAUGACUUUUCUCACCCGACAAGCCUUUGCUAAACAAUUCAAUAUGGCCCCCGAUGACUUAGACAUGCAUGUGAUUUACGACGUGUCUCACAACAUUGCUAAAAUUGAGGAACAUAUCGUUGAUGGCAAACAAAAGACACUUUUGGUGCAUAGGAAAGGCUCAACUCGAGCGUUUCCGCCUCACCACCCCUUGAUUCCCGUUGACUAUCAGUUGACGGGUCAGCCGGUCUUGAUUGGGGGUACUAUGGGGACUUGCAGUUAUGUCUUGACUGGAACGCAGCAAGGCAUGUUGGAGACGUUUGGGUCUACGUGCCACGGAGCGGGACGAGCGUUAUCAAGAGCCAAGUCAAGGAGAAAUUUGGACUAUACCGACGUUUUGAAUAAGUUGGAGGAGAUGGGGAUCUCGAUUAGGGUUGCGUCACCGAAACUCGUGAUGGAGGAGGCGCCAGAGUCGUAUAAGAAUGUUACGGAUGUUGUGAAUACAUGUCACGCAGCCGGGAUUAGUAAGAAGUGUAUUAAGUUGAGGCCGAUUGCUGUUAUUAAAGGAUGAAGUAUUAAUUAAGCAGAAACUGGUAGUAAAAGGAAAAGGCGGCGAGGCCAGUGCAACAUUCCAAACUUACGUCGGCGGAUUGACGAUGUUGAAGAGUUCAACGGGCGACGUGGGCACCCUCCUCACGAUCAUCUUCUUGCCGUCGGUGGAGCCCAUGCCCACAGAGGCCCAAGAGCGCACCGACGCCGCGUCGGACAGCGGCUUCGAGAGGUGGCUGCCAGACUCGCUGCUAGUCUUCGCGAAGGUCAUCUCACCGACGUAGGCCGACCUCAGAGACCUCGUGCUGUUCUCGCGCCGGAAGCUCGGCGAGGGCGCUCUUUGGUUCGCUUCUUUAGCAUCGGUAUCACAGUGGCGGUCUUCGGGGUCCGUCUUGAGGCGCUUCGGGACGGCGCUUGCCUUCACGUCGUCCAUUUUGUGGGCUCUGCUCGCGUUGAACUGGAGAGUGGCGGCGGCUUUAGGCUCCAUUAUUGGAAGAUUGGGAGCAAUUUGGGCCUACACUGUCAUUACGACGGACGCACUUCAUGGUUUCAAAUGGGAGAGAGGCGAAUGGCGAAGCUGCUGAGGACUAGCGCUGCCGCGGCAAGACUGACAAUUCGGUUUGGAACGCCAAUCUCGGGUUCCCACUCUUGGUUAUUAUCGCGAUAUUUUAUUAAUAAAUAGGGAUUUUAGAGAUUUUUAAAAUUACGGUUCUUUGAAACUGCCGCUCAACUUCUAACUACUGGAAAUCUGUCUUUUUAUCACGUUUUUAAUCUAUUUUACAAACAAACUAAUAAUUGGAGUGUUUAGUAAUUCAAGUGAUUGUUUUCAAUCUAAUGUUAUCUACAUUGAUAAACUGGUUUUUUUCAAAUCAGAUUUAUUUGGCCUAAAAUUUCCACAAGUACACGCAUUUAGCAAAUAUAAACAGAAAAAAUAGACGUAAAGAAUUUUGGAAAAAUAAAACUGUUGCGCGGUUGGAUAGGCAACCAAACUUACUCCUACUAAUUUUCAAGAAUUAACAUUAUUAAUAUUUAUACCAGACUAUAUAAUUUAAAAACAUUUUUUUUCAAUGUUGUAAUACGAGUGUUUGCUAUUUACAUACAUGUA